UUCCAAAAGGAAAACUAAUCUCAGACAAAUAAACUACAGAUUUUUUUCCCCUCUCUCAAAUUGUCUUCCUGCCUUCUAGUUCUACUGAUGUUUAUGAGGUUAUCAAUGGCCUCUCUCUCCAUUUGAGAACAACAGAAUCACUAUAAAAAAAACCCCUCACAAGAAUGCAACUUUCUUAGUUUCCUCUCCUACAAGUACACUUCUACAAAUUUUAUCUCCUUAAAUAAUCAAUUCAACUUUCUGCAAGAAUGCAACUUUCUUGGAAGUUUAGCUUUGAUUUUGAAUUGUAAACUUAUCUGUGAGUCUGUGACCUCCUUGCUCAUCUACAGUCUUAUUGGUUCAGCUAGUGGGAUUUUUUUAUUGUCCGGGUUAAAUCUAACCUGGUCUUUCUUAAUUUGUCGAAAUAAUCAUAAAGAAGUCCAAAGUUUCUUCAAAAGGUAUUUCACUUCUAUUAUAGUAGUAGUAAGUAUUUUCUAUAACUCGGUGAUGACACACGCCUCUUAGAUUCUGUGGAUCUUUUAUAAGAAUUGAUUUUAUUGUGCAUAUGAAAAAGCUAGUUAAUUUUAUGCAUUUUCAUUCACAAACACCAUUGUUUUAUAAUCGAAUUUGAAAUUAUCAUUUUGCUCCAUUUCUUGCUAUGGAAGAAUGGCCUAAUUCAGUUGCUUAUUUUUGCUGGUUGAAUUAUUGGAGUUGUGGCCUUUUCAUUUUGAAGUUCGAAUCUUGGUUUAAAAUGUGUCGAAUCUUUGUUGAGUUUGGCCAAAAGUAAUAAACUGGGGGCCAAAUGCAUAUUCUUUUUAGGAUGAGAAUAUUUGAAUUUUAGGAAGUGGCCUGGAAGUUUUGAUGUAGAAAUUUCUGUUUAACUAGGUAGUGCUUUCAGCAGUGAUUUAGCUCCUCGCGUACGUAGUUCAUCCGCUUUUUAACUAGGGUCAUAGCUGUUUUGAUAUUGGGAUUUUAGAUGCAAGGCAAUAGUUUAUUUCUUUUGUAAACUGCAUUGGAUAAACAUCGUGUGUAAUUUGUAUGCUAUAGUUGUUCGAAAUCAAGCAUUAUGGAACAACUGUACUAAGAGAAUGAAGGCCAAGAGUGUUUUCUAUUAUUGAUGAGAAUUUCCGACUGUCUUGAGCUUGGGCGAGAUUUGUAGCGUGGGUUUUCUUGUUGAUGAUGUAGUUGUACACGUUGGCAAUGUAUCCCAAACUCAAUACAUACUAGUGGAUUGCUUGAAUGUACUUGUUUAACCUUAGCAUGUUGGCAUUUGCCUAUUAUCCCGAACCGUGUUUUGAUCAAGUAAGUCUUAAAAGAAUCUGUGCUGACCAAGAUGUGGUAAUAAUGCAUUUCUUUAUCGGCUGCAUGUGACAAUAAUGUAAAAACUAUGUAACACUUGAUUUUUCGGUUUCAGGUAGAGACGUGCUUCAGCUUUCAUUGUUCAUUUAUUUCGAAGUUGAGAGUGGAGAAUUACCACCAUAAGACAGUACAGCUUCAUGGAGAACUGCUCCCGGCUAGCUUAUUGUUAAAAUGAAGAACGUGCAGGAUCAACAGAAAUUACAGGACAUAAAGCCUAAUAUUAUUUCACAUGAUUCCCGAACUGAGCCACCAGCUAAUGCCACCGAGGCAGCUAUACCAGACUCAGGUUCCGUCUCGGCAUCAAGCAAAGACAACAGAAAAGUAUCCCGUGGGGAUAUCGAACUUGUUCAGAAUUUGAUAGAGCGAUGUCUACAGCUGUAUAUGAAUAAAGAUGAGGUUGUAAAGACCCUCGUCAACCGUGCUAAAAUAGAUCCCGCUUUCACAACAUUAGUGUGGCAGAAGUUAGAGGAAGAAAAUGCUGACUUCUUCCGGGCCUACUACAUAAGGCUUAAGUUGAAGAAACAAAUUAUCUUAUUUAACAACUUGCUAGAGCAUCAGUAUCAUCUAAUGAAAUAUCCCGUGCCACCGAAGGUUCCGUUAGCUCCCAUGCACAACGGGAUUCAUCCAAUGCCUGCCAACAACUUACCAAUGGGAUACCCCGUUAUACAGCAUCCCCCUGUUCCAGCUAAUGGUCAACCUCAUAUUGAUCCUAUGGGCUAUUCGACAUCUAGCUGUCACAUUGUCAAUGGCGUUCCUGCCCCUGGAAAUUUUCAUCCUAUGCGAAUGAAUACUGGAAACAAUAUAGUGAUCGGCACAAAUACAGCCGAUGUAUCCCCCAUGAUGCCAUCAAACAAUGCAAUGUCGUCCAUAUCGGAUAUACCCGUAAGCCCAACAUCAGUGGCAUCGAGCGGCCAUUUCCCAUUUAGUGCAUCGGAUAUGGGGGUCGACGCUUCCGCACUCGACACAGCUUUUACAUCUGAUGUGGCAAGUUCAGUAGGACUACAGCUUCCUCCGGAUAAUGGAGUUGGAAACUCUAGAGAUUCCCUCAGAUCCUUGACUCAGAUUCCGUGGAAUUUUAGCCUUUCAGACCUAACAGCAGAUUUAUCGAACUUGGGAGAUUUAGGAGCGCUCGGAAACUAUCCCGGUUCUCCAUUUUUGCCUUCUGAUUCCGAUAUUCUACUUGAUUCUCCGGAGCAAGAGGAUAUAGCAGAGGAGUUCUUUGUCGAUACUGAUUCUGUGCCAGGGCAAUGCCUGCCGGCAGAUGAGGAGAAGUCUUAGCCAGGGGAGCUAAGGUGAGGCAGUUUGAUUCAAGUUUACGAAACUUAGUCUAGGUUGAGGUGGUGUGCACAAUAAAGCAUUAAAGAAACAACAUAAGUAGCUUUAUCUAUAUUAGGAUACAGUGUUGAGGGCCUAGUUUAUAACGGCGUUUAGACACCACCAGAGGUAUCAGAUAGCCUUAGCCGCUCAUGUUGUAGAAGCAGUUGUUUUGGUUUCCUACCAUUUUGUCAUUGUCGUUACUGUUGUUGUCGUAUGAGGAUUUUUGCACCAUGAUAACAAUCAUAUAAACCAAGUUUUUAUCACAGUAUGUUGUUUAUUCAA
Messenger RNA from Salvia splendens (bonfire salvia), 2937 nucleotides. RefSeq lists its product as uncharacterized. The transcript has 8 exons. Bases 1510 to 2616 code for a protein of 368 amino acids. The record is from RefSeq and is a predicted model, not a curated record. NCBI's taxonomy places the organism in Eukaryota, Viridiplantae, Streptophyta, Magnoliopsida, Lamiales, Lamiaceae.